UGUUUAUGUAUGAGGCAUGCUACCUACCUUAAUACACAACGUAAAAUGAGUUAAUUAUAAUCUGACACGCUGGCUUUAAUGAUGUUAACACUCUUAUAUAACAUAUAGACUACUUUGUUUGUAACACUCAAAUCAAUCGCACCUGUGGCUGAGUGAGGGGUGGAGAGACGUUUACAAUGAUGCGGGGGGAGGGAUGUCCCUGAAAACUGAUCAAACAGCAAAUUGAUCGCGCAUGAGGUCGUGGUCUCCAUGUCUAAAGUGUUAUCACAAAAACUUUUUACAUGAACGAUGUGUUUACACACUGAUUGAAGACAUUUUUGGCUACCGGUACAUUGUCUAUACUCAAUAGACCAUCCUGUCGGGAGGUGGGCUGGAAAACAGAUUUUUGGUAUCCUUCAGAAGGACGACUUGAGGAGUUGCUGCUGUCGGUAAGGUUGACAGAGGCUGGUGCACCAUGAAAACCGCCAUCAUCGAGAAUAUUGAAAUGAAACUUUUCGCCUCAUUUGGGUCAUCUUUACAUCACUGGACAAAAGAGGACACCAAACUUGUGCUGAGUCAAACAAAACCAGAAGUGCCUUGUAAGGGCAAAAAGGCUGAGGAGGCCUUGGAUAAACCGGUGGGAAAACAUGCCCCAGCAGUGAUGUAUGUGGAGGGAGAAGGUAGCCCACCAGUAAAUGAGACAGACCUGCCUGCUGAGGCCAUCGAGAUCGAAAUGGAGGUCUUGCACCCCUAUAAGGAUGACAUUAUGGGUAUUGAAUCUGGAGACCCCUCAGUUUUGUCCCCUGAUCCAGAGAAACCCUUGACACCCUGGGAUUGCAAAUCAAACAAACCCAAAUGGCGAAGGAUGGAGGUGAAGAGUAUUGGCUUGGUGGUGAAGGACGUCAUCUGCCUCCCCUAUGGAACAUAUCUUAAGCAGGAUGACCUAUACAAUGUUCCUAGUAACAAGGAGAGGGAGAUUCUUGCCUCCAUGGGGCUUGUAGCGAGAAUAACAAUUGAUUCCUCUUGGCUAAAUGAAGAGAUGGAGGGCCGCCUGGCUUCAAUUUUCAAGCACCGAUUCUGUAGGAGCCAUGCAGAAAGAUUCCUGUUUACAUAUUUAACGUGUUUUCGGGGUUCCCAUGUGCUUCUUGAUCCAAAAGUUCCAUGUCAAUCUUAUACUGCGCAGGAUGUUCUCAGGAUUUGUGAAAAUGGCUCUCUUUACAUCCUGAGUCAUCAUCAUAUUGUAACAGACACAGUGGAAGACAAGUUCUCCGACCCUUUGAAAGCCUGUUGAUUUUCACCGCUGUUUUCAUCUGUGGAACCUAAUGUAACAAAGCAGCUGAGGACUCCUGGGCUACAGCGCAUCCAUUUCUCUCUCAGGGACAAGCUACUGCUAUUUAGAAUCGCAUGAUGGGUGGGUUGCAACACAAUUAUGAGAUGUUACUUUUAAAACAAUAUGGG
Alosa sapidissima (American shad) is the source of this 1437-nucleotide messenger RNA. RefSeq lists its product as uncharacterized. The record is from RefSeq and is a predicted model, not a curated record. The transcript is spliced from 5 exons. Lineage: Eukaryota; Metazoa; Chordata; Actinopteri; Clupeiformes; Clupeidae. The coding region runs from base 455 to 1270 and encodes 271 amino acids.